UUCAAAAAUUCAUCGUGUACGUUAAUUAAUUUAAGGCAUGGCUGCAUUGGGACGUGACUUUGUGUUUGAGGAUUUCUUUCCGUCUAUGGUGGAGAAACUAGGGUCGGAAGGGUUCUUGAAUGAGCUAAAGAACGGGUUCCGGGCAUUGAUGGAUAAGGAGAGGGAAGUGAUCACGUUUGAGAGCUUGAAGAGGAAUUCGGCGUUGUUAGGGUUGGAAGGAAUGAGUGAUGAUGAACUAAUGUGCAUGUUGAGGGAAGGGGAUUUGAAUGGAGAUGAUUGCUUGAAUGAGAAGGAGUUUUGUGUGCUAAUGGUAAGGUUGAGCCCUGAUUUGAUGGAAAAAUCGAGAAUGUGGUUCGCUCAUAGCGUUGAAAAUGAUGUGAUGUAGGCUCGUAUUAGCAUGUGCUUUAUUAUGGGCAUUCAUGUUGGAGUAGGAUUAUUAAGCUAUGCUAGCUAGGUCUAUUAGUU
Solanum verrucosum is the source of this 465-nucleotide messenger RNA. RefSeq names its product calcium-binding protein KRP1-like. Bases 38 to 385 code for a protein of 115 amino acids. Lineage: Eukaryota; Viridiplantae; Streptophyta; Magnoliopsida; Solanales; Solanaceae. Gene Ontology annotation, molecular function: calcium ion binding. The record is from RefSeq and is a predicted model, not a curated record. The transcript has a single exon.